Messenger RNA from Mizuhopecten yessoensis (Yesso scallop), 3374 nucleotides. RefSeq lists its product as uncharacterized. Gene Ontology annotation, molecular function: zinc ion binding; sequence-specific DNA binding; DNA-binding transcription factor activity. The transcript is spliced from 7 exons. Gene Ontology annotation, biological process: regulation of DNA-templated transcription. The record is from RefSeq and is a predicted model, not a curated record. Bases 18 to 2276 code for a protein of 752 amino acids. Lineage: Eukaryota; Metazoa; Mollusca; Bivalvia; Pectinida; Pectinidae.
UCGACUACGAUCUGACCAUGCCAGCAGGGGCCGUGCCGUUUCCUUUCGGAGACUGUCGGGUCUGUAACGACCAUGCUACAGGGGUCCACUACGGAGUCGCCACGUGCGAGGGAUGCAAGGGAUUCUUUAAGAGGAGCACUAUGAGAGAAGAAAAGUACAAGUGUUUCUUUGGCGGUUCAUGUGUGUUGACACCACAGAAUAGGAGUCGAUGUAAGGCAUGUAGAUUCCAAAUGUGCAUGAAGCAGGGAAUGGCUAUCGAUGCUGUAAAAAUGGGAAGAAUUCCGAAAUUGGAAAAAGAGAAAGCUUUGAGAGAUUUCAAUUCCAAUCAUUCAGCUGCCACAGCCCCAGGUGCUGAUUUACCACCACAGCAGAGACAGCAUUACUCCGGCACUACAUCAACACAAUCACUACCGAAUUUCUCUACAACUCAAUCGUUACCAUCACAACAGAAAAUUUGUACGACUUCGUCUUUACCUUCAAGACAUAAUUUCACUACAGCUUCAUCCUUACAAUCACAACAUAACUUUUGUUCCUCCGAUUCAAAACCAUUCCAACAAAUCGUCUUCGGCACCCAAUCCGUACCUUCACACCAGAAAAUGGCCUUCUCUGCUAAAUUUGAUUAUCAAAUGAAUCAAAAACCCAAUAUUGCUACCUGUUUGGACAAAAAACAGUAUGAAGAGAAAAUAAUGCCUACUAACUAUUUUCUUGAGCUUGAUAAAGAUCCUACAGCAGACAACGGUUAUUUCGCUGACCUUGACAAAGACCUUUCAGGGUUGUGGAGGUCAAAUGAAAAAACUGUAUCCAAUGCUCAGAAAGAUGAUUGCAUGAAGCAAACUAUGUCUAUGGAUAACAGAAAUGGUUCACAGGCUGGGAAAUGUCAGCUGUUUGACGACCAACAUUUCAAUAACAGGUUCGACAUGUCGCAAGACAAAGAAUGUCUGCAUGCAGGUAAACAACCCUUCUGGAACCUGGCUGGAGCAACGAAAACAACAAAAACAAACUGCCAGACCGCAAAUGAGGGUUUUCCAUCACCUCUUAACGACACAGGCUGUGUCAGGAAUCAGGCAUCUUUAGAUGAGAUGCCAUUCUGUCAACAACAAGAAUAUGCACAAACUACAUCACUUUCCCAAUAUCACUGUCAACAACAUAGUGGCAUGGAAACCGACCUGGUCGCAAUGCAGGAUAGGAACCAACGAGAGUCAGUAAGCAAGCAGCAUUAUGAUAGCGUCAAAGAGCUUGAACGACAUAUCCAACAAGGGGUGGUUUUUGAUGAGAAGGCAUUGCAAGAAGCGGUCACAGAUGAGGACAACCAUACUGGCACUAGUCGGGAAUACUGGGGGGGAGACAAAAACAGUCAUUCUGGAAGUAACAAUCAAAGCGCCAGUCAAAUAGCCAUGCCUUAUUCUGAGGAAUGUUCAAAACUGCACGGCCAGUCAACUAAAGAGGGUGGUGAUAAUAAAGAGGACAACAGACAACUACAGGAGAUGGACACAAAUGGAGAAAAGAAGUUAGGUAGGUAUGACCAGACUGACACAGUGGGUAUAUCAAAGAUGGUCAUGGAUACCGAAACGUUGGGACUUGUGGAAAGCACAAUUGACAGGCUGAAAGUAGCGGUAGAUACAUUUUAUACUUCAUUGAAGGAAAGGAGGGCACUCAUUCAGGAUUACUUCGAUAAAAAGGUGUCUAUGAAGUUCACUAACCCUGCUGAUAUCAGUGAAGUGUGGAAGAUGUUAAUGGGAUCCCUUGUACAAGUAAAUAAAAGGAACAUCACCUUUUGUUCGGGCGUGCCUGGAUUUAGCAACCUUGAAGCAGGUGAUAGGGAGAAGUUGGUCUUACGUGCCUACUUAGAUGUCUGGAUGAUAUCUUCCAGCGAGUUCUUUAUUGAUGAAGAGUGUUAUAUACUUAUCGGAGAGGGUAUCUUCUACAACAGGGCAACCAUGACAGCGAUCAUGAAUCCCAGUAUAGUGAAUAAAAUGUUUUUAUUUGCCAAAAAACUCAACAAACUGGCCUUAUCUGACUUUGAACUGGGAGCGUUGUGUGCAGUUCAAUUAUUAACAGGAGAUGAAUUGGAGCUAGAAAACCGUGAAACAGUGGAAGAGCUACACUCUCAUUACCUCGAUGUCUUCGUCCAUACCAUCUCCCGGAACCACCCAAUGACAGGCAGUCGUCUGCUGGUGGAUGUGUUUAGGCUAUUCCCUCUCCUCAGUGAGAUCAACAAAAUCAACACAUCCGUCAUGUCAAAGAGUAAAAUGAAUGGUCCAUCUACUCCGGAGUAGUUAUUUCUAUUAUAUUUGUAACAGUAACACAAAUGCAAAAUAGCUAACUGAAGGACGACCGGGUUUUUAAAACCCAAGACAAAGACAAUUCAUCUUCAGCGCACCUACCGGCAGUACAAGUGUCCCAUAGUAUGACGCACGAUCGUGUAUUUAUCAAUCAUGUGCAUUUCUUCUUCAAACGACUUCUUAAUAAGUAGUAUACCUUGGGUGCCUUACAAAGUCACAAGUGUCAAAUGUGGUAAAUUAUCUAAGCUGCAAUUUUGGAAUACCCAAAAGACCUUGAUCCUGACAUUUAGCCAGCAGUAGGCUUCGAUGAAGUGCGUUAAAUUGCUUCCAUAUUUGUUGAAACGACUGAUCUGACCCCUAGAAGGCCAUAAGGUCAAACGACUGAUCUGACCCCUAGAAGGCCAUAAGGUCAAACGAUUUAAAACAAACUUAGAUGACUCCUUCUGAAUACUGAAGCGGCUUAGGGUCAUGAUAGUUGUUAGGUAGAAUACAAGGCUGAAAAGCUACCGAGAAUUUUUGAACAAACGUCCUUCAACAACUAUUAAGGUCACAGGAGUCAAUUUUGUUAAAACAUUUGAUUGACUAAUUAAGAAUAACCAAGAGACAAUGGGUAGUUGAAUUUGGUCUGAAGUGUCAAAGAGUCAAUCGAGUUGUAAAAAUGUCAAAUGCGUUUAAACAGUUAAGCGACUUUUGUAUGAGUAAGAGGUGUAAAGGUAAGACAUUUUAUUUGUUGUAUGUUUGGAAAGAGAGCUAUCAAAUUAUUUCUAUUGAAUGACACUCACAAACUUUCAAGGUCAAAGAAGUCAACUGUGUUGAAAAGGUGCUUCUUCUGGGUAACCAAGAAGUUUAAAGUCGUUAUAUUUCGUAUUAAGUUUGCUAAGAGGGAGAGCUGUCAUUUUGUUUUAAUGCAUUAUCUUGUCCAGCUGUCAAGGUCACAGGGAUGAAAGGUGUUAAACCUUUGAACAACGGAGUCUGGAUUACAAAGAGGCCUUUACUAAUCAAAUAUGGACAGUAGCAUGGUUGUAUAAAGGUUUAAACAAGAUUUAAAAUAAAGGAAAAUAUAAGCAGCGGGAAAAGAAAAAUCUAUUUAAA